AUGGCUCAGCAAGGAAAUCAACUUGACAAAGAACGUUUCAGCUGUUCCAUCUGUCUGGAUCUGCUGCAAGAUCCGGUGACUAUUCCCUGUGGACACAGCUACUGCAUGAAGUGUAUUCAAGGAUUCUGGAAUGAGGAGAAGAAAAUCCACAGCUGUCCUCAGUGUAGGAAGACCUUCAUACCGACGCCUGUCUUGAUGAAAAACACCAUGUUAGCAGAUUUAGUGGAUCAGCUGAAGAAGACUGGACUCCAAGCUGCUCCUGCUGAUCACUGCUAUGCUGGACCUGAAGAUGUAUCCUGUGAUUUCUGCUCUGGAAGAAAACUGAAAGCCAUCAAGUCCUGUUUGUUCUGUCUGGCUUCUUACUGUGAGAAACACCUUCAACCUCAUUUGGAUGAAGCUCCGCUAAUGAAACACAAACUGGUGGAACCCUCCAAGAACCUGCAGGAGAACAUCUGCUCCAUUCAUGAUGAGGUGAUGAAGAUGUUCUGUCGUACGGAUCAGAAGUGUAUCUGUUAUCUCUGCUCUGUGGAUGAACAUAAAGACCACGAUACAGUCUCAGCUGCAGCAGAAAGGACUGAGAGGCAGAGAGAUCUGGAGGAGAGUCAACAACAAAUCCAGCAGAGAAUCCAGGACCGAGAGAAAGAGGUGAAGCUGCUUCAACAGGAGGUGGAGGCCAUCAAUCACUCUGCUGAUCAAACAGUGGAGGACAGUGAGAAGAUCUUCACUCAGAUGAUCAAUCUCAUCCAGAAAAGAAGCUGUGAUGUGACGCAGCAGAUCAGAUCCCAGCAGCUAACUGAAGUGAGUCGAGUCAAAGAUCUUCAGGAGGAGCUGGAGCAGGAGAUCACUGAGCUGAAGAGGAGAGACGCUGAGCUGAAGCAGCUCUCACUCACAGAGGAUCACAGCCAGUUUCUGCUCAACUACCCCUCACUGCCACCACUCAGUGAGUCCACACACUCAUCCAGCAUCAAUGUCCGUCCUCUGAGAUACUUUGAGGAGGUGACAGCAGCUGUGUCAGAGCUCAGAGACAAACUACAGGACAUUCUGAGAGAGGAACGGACAAACAUCUCACCGACAGUCACUCGUUUGAAGAUUUUGCCACCAGAACCAAAACCUAAAAGCAGAGCUUACUUCUUAAAAUAUUCAUAUCAAAUCACACUGGAUCCAAACACAGCACACAGGCGACUGUUGCUGUCAGAGGAGAACAGAAAAGUGACAAUAAUGGAACAACCUCAGUCUGAUUUGUGUAAUACAAAGAGAUUCAUUAGAUGGUUUCAGGUUCUGAGUAGAGAGAGUCUGACUGGACGUUGUUACUGGGAAGUGGAAAGGAGAGGAACCUUUGUUUAUGUAGCAAUGGCAUAUGAGAACAUCAGCAGAUCAGGAGAUGAAGGUGGAUUUGGUUUAAAUGACAAAUCUUGGGCCCUGAGUUGUUCUCCAAACAGUUUCUCAUUUCUCCACAACAACACGCAAACAUCCAUCUCAGCUCCUGGUUCCUCCAGAGUAGGAGUGUACCUGGAUCACAGUGCAGGUGUUCUGUCCUUCUACAGCGUCUCUGAAAGAAUGACUCUCCUCCAAAGGGUUCAGACCACAUUCACUCAGCCGCUCCAUGCUGGACUGUGGAUGUUUAAUGUUGGAGACACAGCAGAGUUCUGUAAACUCAAAUAGUUCCUGAAGUUCAUGAAGAAGUCAAAUAUUUUUUUGUACAAUUUCUCUGCUUUCCAUCUUUUUUUGAACUAAACUUUAUAACUGUUAAUAUACUGUGGAGUCGUGUUUGUAGUCAGAAAUAAAGAGAGAAAAGAGAAAUCUCUAGGAUGUUUUUGAAGAUGAAUCUUAAAUUUUUUUGGAGAAAAAUCUGUUUUCUUGUUGUUUCUUCAAACUUUGGGAUUUGACUGUUUGAAUUUAAAUUUAACACAAAUGUUCUGUUCAUGUUUUUGUGUUGUCAUGUGAACUGAAGGAAGCUGCAACACAAAUGGAAUCAGUGACAUCACAAUCAAAGACUUUCUCUUUGUUUGUUCUACACAGAAACUACAAGAGAAGAAACUGAAUGAGAAGAUUUUGUUUGUAGAAAAAAAGAACAUUUACAACUUUGUUAUCUUUCUUUUUGCUUCAUUUGAGAACUUGGAUUGAGGAUUUUUUUUUCAUGUAUUUGUUCUUCAGAGAAAAGUUGUUUCUGAUCAUUUGACAGUAAAAACGUCCUGAUUCUUUUGUCUUCAUUCCAGAGUUUUUGUGAAAUUUGAUGAAGAACAGUGGGAAUAAUAUGAUGGAAGAACUGAGGCAGUUUUCCUGGAACUCCAGAAAUCAGAGUUUAUGUUUAGAGCAGAAACAUUUCUGUCAGUCAGUGUUCUCUUAUGAAUAAAAGUUACAAUAUUGAAGAGUGCACAUAUAGGCAUAGAGAAGUCAAGGAUGCACGCGUCGUUUGAGAGAUUUUGCUGCAUAUGUCUCAUGUGAGAGGUUGCAUUGCUGGUAUCUGUAUUACAAUUUUGAUUCUGUGACUUUGCUUUGAUGAAAAAAAAUGUUUAUCAUUACAUUAAUUUGAGAUUGUACAUUUACGCUAUGCAUGUACAUGUUAUUUGUAUUGAUUAUAUGCUUU
Molecule: messenger RNA, 2587 nt
Organism: Oryzias melastigma (Indian medaka)
Lineage: Eukaryota; Metazoa; Chordata; Actinopteri; Beloniformes; Adrianichthyidae
Product: tripartite motif-containing protein 16-like
Exons: 1
Coding region: 1-1662 (553 amino acids)
Molecular function (GO): protein binding; zinc ion binding
Source: RefSeq, a predicted model, not a curated record